GGUCACUGAGCCGACCAAUCAGCGCCGCCAUGGAGGUGACAGCUACGGCGUCCGGGAGGGAGAUCCGGUGUGAGGGGGGAGGGGAGAGGCGAUGCCGGCCACAGUCCUCAGUACAUUGUACGGAUAUUCCCCCCAUUUCUACAUCGCCGUGGUCUUCAUCUGCUUCCUGGUUACCUGCGGCCUGGUGCUGGGCUGGUUCGGUGUGGACGUUCCCGUCAUCCUAAGGAAUUCCGAUGACUCCGCCUCCAAUACUUUCCUCUCCAGGAAGCGGAUGGUGCAAGUGAAGAACCCCUUUGGACUGGAGAUUGUGAACCCCGAUACCGCCAACAUUACAACGGGCGUGACGUUGCGGCCGCAUUGCCUGGAGGAGAGCACCCUGACCUGUUACUGGGGCUGCAGCGUCCAGAAGGUGCAGGAGGUCCUCCAGAGACACGCCUACCGCUUCCUGAUCAGGACCCCCGGAGCGCUGGAGGAGACGCUGAACAACCAAUACCGGCACAGGGAGCAGCAUGCCGUCCAGAAAGAAAGCAAAGAAGAAAUUCUGGUGCGGCUGCCAGAGGACAGCGAGACGGAGGAUUUUGGCGCGGUUCCCCGCACUCGUUAUCCACUUAUAGCUCUGCUGACGUUGUCUCAUGCGGAUGACCGGGAGUUGUACCCCAUUGUCUCCAUGCUGAGCGUCCUCCAUGUCCCGGAUCGGAGUUACAGUCUCCCCUGCAGGAUCCUCUAUCAGUAUCUGCUCACCGCGCAGGGACAGUUCUAUGACCUCAAGCAACUUUAUAUGUCUACGAGCGAGCCGACGCCGGAGUGUGCCGAGGAGAGCCGGGACUGUGCCAGGGACACGGAGCUCCUGCAGAGGUUGGGGCUGUCCGAGGAGGGGGAGGGGGCGCAGGACGGCGGGGGCAAGGACUGCGUUGUCUGUCAGAAUGACACGGUGAACUGGGUGCUCCUGCCAUGCCGCCACGUCUGCCUGUGUGACGGCUGCCUGACCCGAUUCCAGCACUGCCCCAUAUGCCGGCAGUUUGUACAAGAAACCUUCCCGCUGCGCAGCAGAACACCGCCAACCGGGUGAGGACCACCGAGGCCGGAACGUCCAACCGUACCCAUCACACCCGUCCCGGCACCGGAACACCCUGCCCACCCUCAUAAUUACACUGCUGCGGUUUGGUAUGGGGGUAGUUUCCCACCGGUAUGGUAAGGGGGGUAGUUUCCAAUCGGUAUGGUAAGGGGGGUAGUUU
Molecule: messenger RNA, 1235 nt
Organism: Rana temporaria (common frog)
Lineage: Eukaryota; Metazoa; Chordata; Amphibia; Anura; Ranidae
Gene: CGRRF1
Product: cell growth regulator with ring finger domain 1
Exons: 6
Coding region: 92-1069 (325 amino acids)
Biological process (GO): negative regulation of cell growth
Source: RefSeq, a predicted model, not a curated record